GAUGUGUAUUUACGGCUGGUUUCGAGUGGUGGUCCGUGAGCCAGAGGUGAGGUUGUGGAACGGGGAGGGAGAGUUUGUUCAGGGCUGAGGAAGGGAGGUGGCAGCAGCAGCAGCAGCAACAGCAACGGCACUAGCAGCAUCAGCCGGUGGGAGGGAAGUGGUGGUUGUACUGGAUUGGACUGGACUGGAUUCGGCUCGGCUCCAGGGCUAGUUUGUUGCCCUGGUGAUGGACCCAGCGCUGCCGGAGUCACCUCAUCUUCCCUGGGCAAUGUCCACUCCGGGUGCCUGAAGCUGCUUUCACUCCUUCACCGACUCGCUGUCACCAUUUAAACCAGGCAAAGAUGAUUACAGAAGGCAAUUCUUUCAUGAAGGGUGUGAUGUUGGGUGGAAUGUUUUAUUUGGUGUUCACCCUUUUUGAUAACAAGAUGCGCGGAGAAUCGGGACUGCGAAGCCACGAACAUCACCAUCUCAAAGCUCCCAACAAGGAAGAACUGCUGAAGCUUCCAGAGUCGAAGCGUAUGGAGCUUAGUCUGACUAUCCGUGUUUUGUGUUUGAUUAUGGUUACACCCAAAGAAAUUGGCUACUGGGCCUCCGUGGUAGAAACGUGGAGCAAACAUUGUGAUAAAGCUGUGUUUUACAGCCCGGAAACCAUUAAAAUCUUCGAAUCAGUCAGCCUUGCAACAGAAGAUAAAUGGGUCCAGACCAGAAAAGCCUUCAAACAUGCAUAUGAAAACUACAAAGAUGAUUAUAACUGGUUUUUCUUUGUAGAGUCAACUACGUUUGCAAUUAUUGAAAAUCUUAAGUUCUUUUUGUUGAAUAAAGAUCCAGAACAGCCUUUCUAUGUUGGUCAUACAGUCAAGUCUGGUGAUUUGGAAUAUGUAGAAUCAUCUUCAGGUGUGGUCCUAAGUAUAGAAGCAUUAGAAAGGUUCUACAAGGUUCUUGAUGAUCCUGUGAAAUGUCCAGAAAAGGGGAGUUUGCUGUGGAAGAUGUCUGAAGAAAAGGAACUUGCAGUAUGUCUGAAGUACACAGGAGUUUUUGCUGACAAUGCAGAAGAUAAUGAAGGAAAAGAACUGUUCAACUCAAAAAAUAUAAAUGCCCUUGUCGUGGAGGCAAUGUCUAAUAAUCCAAAUGAAGUUGUGGAAGGAUGCUGCUCUGAUGUGGCUAUUACUUUUCAUGGACUUUCACCUAAUCAUAUGCAUGUCAUGAUGUAUGGCGUUUACAGGCUACGACCUUAUGGGCAUACGUUUAACGAUGCAUUGAUUUUCAUGCCACCUGUAGGCUCAGAUAAUGAUUAAAUGCCUCUUGCUUCUAUGCUAGAGACAUUCCAGGAUAUGAAUUAUGAAAACUGCAAAGGAGAUGUUUCUGUUGUUGUUUAAUAUGUUCUUCUAGUUUUGUAAAAUCUCAAAGAAAUAUUGUUUCUAACUGAAAAUGUGCCUUCAAUGUUAAUAAGCAUAAAAUGAUGUAACUAACAACUUGGCUGAAAAAUUGAUCAUACUUAAUUUGUGGUUUUCUUAAACUGCAGGGUUAACAGGAACAGGUUUUAGUUACUGAAUGGCAGAGUAAAUGUUGCUAGGAGUCAGUAAAACAUUUUGGCAAGCAUCAAAAAUUUUUGUAAAAUGUUCAUGUGAACUUUGAAAAAGCACCCGGUUGUACAAUUGUUUAUCAUUUCAAGCCUGAGUUUUGAGCUGUGUAAUACAAGGGUGGUUAUAGGGAUGUCACUGGUGAUAGAAGUGAUGAAUUCUGAGUAUCGUACAAGAAACAUAUGACCCAACAAUGAACUGUAUUACUUUGAGUAAAAUUUUCAGUCAAGCAUUUUAGCAGAUCUCUCAUUAUGUUGCUUACGUCGGUUUGGAUAUUGUACUGUUUAUAAAGACUGGGUAUUGUAUAAUGUGACUCAAUGUUUUAUUUUUCUGCUAAGGUGAAUCUGCCCUGUUCCUUGAAAUCGCAGCCUAUUACUGUGCAAUGCUGAGGACAAAUAGAGUUUAAUCACUAGUUUUGGGUGGUGUUUGCAUAUUGGUAGGUGCAAUUACAAGCUCUAACCUGCAAACUUGCUUCAUCAACCUCAACCUGUAAUUGAUCUCUGUGUUUAUUUACUGCCGUUUUCAAAAGUAAUUUUCUUUCUCAAGUGUGACACCUGCAACUUUAUUAAUUAUCAGGACUUAGAUUAUGUAUAUAGGUUUUGAAACUAAUGCGAUUCUGUCACACAUCUGUGUCGAACCAUCAUUGUCACAUUUCAUUGCACACCAUACAUCCCACUUGGACCUAAGUGUGUAAAAUAACAAUGAUUAAGCAAAAUGAUGUCAUAUAUAAAUGAGAAAAGUAAUUUUCUGCAGGUUUUUCCUGAAUUUGAUACUGUCAUUACUCAGAAUAGCAUAUUUAAAGUAAAACAUCCCUAAACACUUCAGAUGUGUAAUGUAGAAAAUUCCCUCAGCAACAGCAAUUUACGUCUUUGACCUGAGGAUGUGCCUACAUGGGCCAAUUCUGGGAACAGCUGAACAGUAGCUUUGACAGGAUGUUUUGAGGUAAAGUGGUAAUCUCAUUGGGAUGGUAGUAAUCACUUUUGAAGGGGGGAAAACAUUUGCACAAAUACAGUAAGGGAUGCUUUUCUGCAAAGGGGAAUUGUUUGACCAAAGAAGGAACUUCACUGCAUCUGUCCUGAAGUUAGUGGGUAUAAAACUGUAAAAUUCCCAGCUUCAUUGCCCAAGUCCAUCACAUCAAACACAGAAAUUUGCUGAAAAAAAAAGCAUUACCAGCAAAGAGUUUCAUUGAAAGGAAUGCAUGAUGAUACGAUUCUGGAAUAUCUUUAUUUCACAACUUUCCUAGUUAGUGCAUUUUAAAUUUCCUUUGCUUGACCUCCAAAGUGGAAUAAAUGAAAGUUGGGAUCAAGUCUUGUGCCUUCUACAAUGUUCUAAGCUGUAUCUUUUGUUCGAGUGUCAGCUAUUAAGAUGAGCCAUGCACGGUUACUAACUGUGUUUGUAAUUAUGAAUGUGAUUAUGUAGCUCCCCCUAAGGUUUAGAUACCAGGGAUGUCCAACCUUUUUGAGCUGAGAACUUAUCGUAGAUGAGCCACAUAAGACUACACAAAAAUGCAAUUUCCCAUUCAUACAGUCCCUAUACAUGAAAACAUUGAAGUCCCAAAUAGAAUGCUGUACACUAAAAAACAGUCCCAAGGCUAAUCAUACAAAAACUUAAAGCAUUUCCUCCUCCUAUUCAUCUUUCCUCCUAUCGCCCUCUCAAUAUCCUCCUUUCACUUCCCUUCCCAUAGCACAUUUUAUCCAUCUCCGCCUCUUGCUUCUCAUUGCUUCCUUGCCUUUCUUCCUCUCCCCUCAACCCUGAAUCUGCUUUUCCUUCUCUUAAAAGCAGUGGUGUAUAGUCCAGUGGUGCUGGGGAUUAGUCUAGAGGAAACUGGAAGAAAUCAAGUAGGGAUCAGGCUUGGAGCACAAUACCGCUGAUCUUGGAGAUGGAAGGCCUUAAUCAAAGAUAAGUAUGUCAUAAAUAUAUAGGUAUAGUUCCAGCAAGGUGUUGAAAGAAGCAGGUGUGAUACAGGAAGUGUGCACUUGGCAAAAUACUUCUAAUAUGUUAUUAGGCACUCUCUUGUCAUGUUGCACUAGUCUUCAGGUGAAAGGUUAGAGAAUGGGGUAUAUUCAAUCAAGCUAUGAAUAUGUGAUUCAGUCCUCAUUUUAAAGUCAUGCAUUUUGUUCUGUUUUAUAGUCUUUGAUUUGAUGUUUAUAGUUAAAUAGCAAAACAUGGCAAUUUGGGAACAGAAGUAUAAUUGACUGGGGCAUAGCAAUUUAUCAGCAUUGCAAACUAAGCAACUAGGAACACUUCAGCUCCACUAUUGGUAAGAGUGAACAGUGCAAUUGCAGAAUGACAAGUUUAGAUCGGCAGUUUUCAUUAUAAACGUGGACAUGGGAGUUUAUAGUGCAAAAGCUUUACACAAAAUUGCGCUGCAGGGUUUGCAGAGAGGAAGUGCAUACAGAUUUUUAAUAUAAAUAUCAAUAUAUUGAAGUAUUACUAUAAAAUGGGAAGUAACCUUACCUCAGAUUGUCAGCACUUUAGCUUAUAAUUUGCUUAGGUUUUCGUGAAUAUGUCAAUGUAAUAUUGAAUAUUUCCUGAUUUACAUUAUCUAUGGAUUAAUUGAGAUUCAAACAUAAAUUCUAAUGUUGGGGCAACUUUUUUUCUUCUCAUGAUUUUCAGGAACAGUUUGUCAAAAGUAGAUUUUUUCCAAGGAUGAUAUGAAGCUAGUUAUAUCCCAUCUACAUUUUGAAUUCACAAAGCAACUGCUGAAUGCAGGAAAUGUGUGAGUUCGUGAAUGUUGGACUUGGACCGUGGAACACAUGAUUAUACCAUUAUACGUUAAUAGAUUGUGUAAAGUUUUCAUCUCGGCAUUGUGAUUCUAAUUUCAGUAAAGUAUAACAAUGAACAUGUGGAAUUUUCAAACUGUGUACAUAGAACCAGCACUAUGAAAAUGUAUUUCUCUGUCUGAACUUGGGUUGUAUUGAGAGAGAGCAUUUUGAGCUAUACAACAUGCAGCUUUAUCACUGGUGAUGGUACUUCUGAUGAUGAUUUGAGUAUCACUCGUUGACAUCACAUGAUGUGUGUUUUCUUGUAGAUAAUUGGUAUCAAGAUAUUAAGUUAGUCUUUUGGGGGAGGGGGUGCUUUUGGGCACUAAUGGUCCUUUCUUGUCCUGAUUCUUACGUUCAUCUGUAUUUGUAUUGGAAAACCUGUUUCAUGUUUUCUAUUUAAAAUAAAAUUUAACUGUACAAAA
Molecule: messenger RNA, 4767 nt
Organism: Carcharodon carcharias (great white shark)
Lineage: Eukaryota; Metazoa; Chordata; Chondrichthyes; Lamniformes; Lamnidae
Gene: c1galt1c1
Product: C1GALT1-specific chaperone 1
Exons: 2
Coding region: 342-1295 (317 amino acids)
Molecular function (GO): N-acetylgalactosaminide beta-1,3-galactosyltransferase activity
Source: RefSeq, a predicted model, not a curated record